AUGUCUACGAUACUGUAUAAUACUAGUUCUAGUUAUCUUCAGAAGUAUCAAAAGUCUAAUAUUUAUAGAAAACAAGGUCGUGCUAAUUCACCAUUAUCCCAGAGGACUCAAGAGGCAUCCAUCGAAGAGUCUGAUAUUGCUACUCAAUUGGAUCAGUUUGCCAGUAAGGAGAAGAAGAAUUCAGAUGAAUAUUUACGAGAAUUAUGUCUUUCGAUUUAUCCAACAUCUAUAGCUAGUGAAAUCAUCGAUUUAAAUCCACAUUUAGAGCUAAAAAUCCAUGCAUUCGUAUCCCUGUUGAUUAAGAAUUUUAUUAAGAGUUGGUAUGGCUCAAAGAUCCCCACUCAUGAUGUUCAAUUUACUGUAGAAUUGUUCAACUUAACCAAACAAGUUAUUGAUUAUUUUAAUACUUCUGUGAUCGAUUUUGAAUCCUUGAUAACUGAUGAUAUCCCAUUGUUAUUAUCCCACCACAUCAAAAACAUAAGUGAGAUAUUGAAACAAGAGAAUGAGGAUGGGUUGUUUAAACCUUAUUGUGAAUCUAUUCAUUAUAGUGAGAAUUACUAUCCUGAGGUAAUUACUUCACAUCUACUCAAUUUAUCCAACUCUGAUUCAAUGUUGGAAUAUGCUUUCCUCAACUCCUUAUUCAAUGAUCUAUUGUUUGGGAGAGUCCUAGAUAAUAUCUCAGAACCAUUUUAUAUAUUACAUGGUAUUAAUAAGAUUAGUGAGAAAUACUUGAACAAAAAGGAUAUUCAAUCAAACAAAUGGUUUAAAUUAAAACAGCUAUUAAUACGCUUCAAUUUAACAUAUUGGAAAUUGAAACUAUUACAAGUAAUCAAUUUUAUUAAGAGUUUGACAAAUAUAUCUCGCAUACAUACACCUUCAAGAACAUUUCUUGAUAGAUACUUAUUGUCACUGAUAUUUAUCGAUAUUCUACAGGUUGAUGCCAAGAAACCUAUAUUAUAUUCAAUGGCAAAAUAUUUUCAAUUCUGGCUAAUAAGUAUUCCAUUUCUGAAUUUUGCAUUAGAUUACCAUAUUCACAACCUUUUCAUAAGACAAAUUAUCAACAAGAGUGCGUGUUCUCAAAUCUUUAUAUUAUUAAGGGAGUUGAUAUUCCCAAAUGACAGCACAAUGGGACCACCAAGGGAAAUUCCAAUUGGAGAAGAAUAUGACCAACUUAAACAAACUUGCAUUUCAAAUUUAUGGCAAGUGAUAAGGAUUAACAAUUUAGACAAUGUACUUGCAUUAACUCAUACUGACGUGGAUAAUUUCAUCACAAUUAUUACAGCAAGUAAAGACUGUAAUAAAAUUCUAAUUUUCCAAAUCGUUGAUUCGUUAUUAACCUAUAUACACGAAUAA
Messenger RNA from Vanderwaltozyma polyspora DSM 70294, 1353 nucleotides. RefSeq names its product Nvj3p (gene NVJ3). NCBI's taxonomy places the organism in Eukaryota, Fungi, Ascomycota, Saccharomycetes, Saccharomycetales, Saccharomycetaceae. The transcript has a single exon. Bases 1 to 1353 code for a protein of 450 amino acids. The record is from RefSeq and is a predicted model, not a curated record.